This is a messenger RNA of Notolabrus celidotus (New Zealand spotty), 4278 nucleotides long. It is a transcript of the gene rbpjl, whose product is annotated as recombination signal binding protein for immunoglobulin kappa J region-like. The record is from RefSeq and is a predicted model, not a curated record. Gene Ontology annotation, biological process: regulation of transcription by RNA polymerase II. Gene Ontology annotation, molecular function: DNA-binding transcription activator activity, RNA polymerase II-specific; RNA polymerase II cis-regulatory region sequence-specific DNA binding. The transcript has 12 exons. Gene Ontology annotation, cellular component: nucleus. The coding region runs from base 1 to 1638 and encodes 545 amino acids. Lineage: Eukaryota; Metazoa; Chordata; Actinopteri; Labriformes; Labridae.
AUGGAGGAGACUGACAUCAGAGAAGAAGGCAGGAAAGAAACAUCAGCGACCCAGCCAGGAUACCCACAGGCAGACCUGGCUCUGUUACACCCCCCUCCCCUGCCCCAGGACCCGGUCAGCCCGCUGACUCACCUGGGGACGCUGCUGUCCGGACACGACGCACCGAGGAGCGGAGGAUGGGACAGGAGGCUGGAUCUGGGGUUUCAAGGCUGUCAGUUCUUCGGAUCAGCGAGGGAACCAGGACAAGAAGCUCACGCUGAUCAGAGUGUGACCAUCCUUCAUGCCAAGGUCGCCCAGAAGUCCUAUGGCAACGAGAAGAGGUUCUUCUGUCCUCCUCCCUGCGUUUACAUCAGUGGUCACGGAUGGAGAGUCACACAGGACCAUCUCAAAGCUGCAGGCUACGGAGACUCUGCGUAUCGAGUGUGUGGCUACAUGUGUCUGGACAGCUGCAGUCAGUCUCAGGCGGACACUUUCAAGCUGGUCUUCGAUGAACAGCCAAACUCCAGGCAGAUGUUUGCCUGUGCCAAGUCCCUGUUCAUCUCUGACCAGGACAAGAGGAAACACUUCUGCCUGUUGCUCAGACUCUUCUUGGGGAACAGACAGGAGGUGGGUUCGUUUCAGAGCAGGAUGAUCAAAGUCAUCUCCAAACCCUCGCAGAAGAGGCAGUCCAUGAAGAACGCCGACCUGUGUAUCUCAUCCUGCUCCAGAGUGGCUUUGUUUAACCGUUUGCGCUCUCAGACGGUCAGCACUCGGUACCUCUCAGUGGACAGAGGAGCCUUCAUAGCCAGCGCCAGACACUGGACUGCCUUCACCAUUACUCUGGUGGAUGACCAGCGAGCUGACCAUGGUGAUUUUGUGCUGAGCGAAGGUUUCAUCUGUUACGGCUGUGUGGUCCGACUCGUGUGCACGGAGUCUGGAGUAACUCUGCCACCCAUGGUGAUCCGUAAAGUCAACAAGCAACACGCCAUCCUGGACGUGGACGAGCCGGUGUCUCAGCUCCAUAAAUGUGCCUUUCAGUUCAGAGACAGUCCACAUGCCUUCCUGUGCCUCUCCAAUGACACCAUCAUACAGUACCAGGCUCCGUCCAGCGUCAGAGACCCGAGCAGAGUGGUGCUGAACGAUGGAUCCUGCUGGACCAUCAUCGGAGUGGAAGCAGUGGAAUACACUUUUAAUCAGGGUCUGGCCUGCAUCCAGACUCCAGUGACUCCUUUCCCUGUUAUCACUGGGUUAGAGGUGAAUGGCGGAGGACAUGUCGCCAUGCUUGAGAUCCAGGGAGAGAACUUCAGUCCUCAUCUCAAAGUCUGGUUCGGCAACAACGAGGCUGAGACCAUGUUCAAGUCUCCUAAAUCUCUGCUCUGCGUCAUUCCUGACGUCUCAUUGUUCACUGACGGCUGGCGCGCUCUGCGACGCAUCAUCACCGUCCCGCUGUCUCUGAUCCGAUUGGACGGCCUGAUUUAUCGCACACACUUCAGCUUCACCUUCACCCCUGAGUUGCAGCCGCCGCCAGCUGUUCGUGGAGCAGCAGCAGGAGGGCAGAGAGAUGGAGGGAUGGAGAGAGGAGCAGAGGACGAUGUUUUGUUGGAGACCAUCCACCAAGAGUUCACCAGAGCCAACUUCCACCUCUUCAUGCAGACCUAGCUCGCCUGCUGAUGGAGUGUGACUACCUGCAGAAUAUCACUGAAAACACUGACCUCUUGUUUCAAUGAGGUGUGAGCAAAUCUGACUUGUUCUGGACUGCUUGAUGCUCUGUUUGGUCUUUUAAAAUUGUAUCAUGUUUAUCAUGAGGGUAUGUUUGGGGGCAUGUAAAGCAUCUGCACCUGAGUUCUUUCCUGAUAUGAAGAGGGCGCAUUAGUGAUCGAUGUGUCCAUGUCACGCAGAAAUACUCCCCCGAAGCGCUUGAGGGCAGUGUGGUCUCUCUGAUAGUCGGAUCACCUGUUCCCGGCCCCGCUACGUUCUCUGUUUACAUUUUCACAACGAUUCAGAGCGUUUUAUGUUAAUUUACAGCUGAUACAUGUUGCUGUUUAUCUUAUAGCCAUGAUUAUAGGGUAGAAUAGAGAGGAGACAUUGGAGGAGAUGAAAUACAUGGCCGAUGUGCGGACGAUGGACGGGGACACCGGAAGUGCUGUAAAUGCAGGAAAUACAAUGCCACAGAGUGGACCAAUCACAGGGCUUGCGGUUCAUGUUGAUUCUAUGCGUAGCUACAUUUUUGAGGAGGUGCGCAUCAGCUACGUGUGUAGGCCUCUGCUUAGGUACGGGAGCUACGUAGACCUACGGCGUAAGCUACGCCGUCGAUUCGACAUAGAAGUAUAAAUCAGGCUUAAGAGUUCACAACAUCCUACAUCAAUGGUUGAACUCUUCACAGAUAUAUCAUAUAAAGUUUGUAUUUUCUUUGAAGCUGUGCCGUUGAUUUAUAAAGCAGACUGCACAAGAUAAGACAAACAGAAACCAAAAAGGUUCCCUUAACCAAUAAAGUAAAAGCAGUAUUUACAAUAUAAACACACAAAACGUUAAAAAGUUAAAAGCAUUAGAUACUGUUUUUAGUUAAUAAAGUUUGUUAAAAACUAUGCAGACUGAUAAAAAUACGAUCUUAAAUACAAAAAAACCCCCAAGUUUUAGAGGUCACAUACCACAAAAGGCCAGGCUAGCAAUUAGCUGCUAGGCUACUGGCUAGUGUGGCUACAUGUAAUCAAAGUAAGUCAUAACUAUUCAGGAACAAAAAACAUCACAUGAAUCAAACAAACCAGCAAAGAGACAAUACAUUUAAUGUAUGUUUGUUUUUUUUGGCAGAUAUGCAGCAAAAGCCGCCUUCAAAGUGAAAGCUCACAAAAAGUCUAAAACACUCAACACAAAGGAAAACCAAACCAUGUACUAACGAUAAAACAGUUUUUCCAACCUCUAAGGAGUCUUUUACAACAUGUGCGUAGGGUACAACCAUGUGAUUGAGUAGCAAAAAUACGUAAAUAAAGACUUACAGUACCUGUCUUUUAAGUUAUUCACAAAUCUACAACAAAUCUGCUUGACGACAUUGCGACUGCUAUCAUCGUUUCGAUUUCCUGGAAUGCAUCAGAAAUUACUGAUCGGACCUCUGAUCAUCAAACAAACAUUGUUAAAGUUGUUUUCUUCUCCUCUUGAGGAAAGACCUGACGUAGCAUGACCUUUGACAUUUUAAUCUCUGAAUCAUGAUGUUGAAAUAACCUUAGCCCUCUUAAUUUUAACAGUGAAACUGAGACUCUCCAGAGACAGAUGAAUAAGGCACUUCAGAAAGGGACGUAAUGAGUCAGGAAAUGACAGAGUUUACUUUGCAGAUUUAUCUGUAUGGGUUGUUAAUAUGAUUGUAAACAAUGCAGCACACAGAAAAGGAAGUAUAGGCUGAAGGUCUUUAGGUUCACUGCUGGUCCCAGAGGCUGUAUCAUCGUCACACAAUGGCAGAUGGUUGUGUAUCCAUUGAAUGUGUAUUCAGAAUAUUGAUCCCUGCAAACUCCACAGAUAAAACCAAAGACAUGGGGGGAAGCUCCUGCAAAGCUUUGCAUGUUCUGUGGCUGGAGAUUCCCUCUGACAGAUCAGUGACCUGAAGUGUUUUCUGGCCACCUUUCAGUGUCAGCUUAUCUCACUUCAAACCCAGACUGCAGUGAUACAAAGAAAUACCAGACACUACAACUUUUGGCCAAUGAAAAACCAAGAAAGAACAGUUCGUGCGAGACGAGCUGUGCAUACCCGUAAAUGAGGUGCAUGUCAGUGAAAAAAACAGCCUCUGCCCCGAUCUCUGUGGCUGCCACAGAGACGUUUAUACGACGUGUUCAGUGACAGGGAGAGCUGAUAAAACAGCAAACAGUGGAAAUUAACUGUGAGAACCUUAUAAAAAAAACACACAGAGACCUAUAGAGAGAGCAGGAGGAUGUUUUUCUGGAGGAAGGACACGCGAGCCGAGGGCAGCGUGUUGUUAGAGAAAGCAGCAGAGCAACACUGGCUGCUUCCCGUUUGAUCCUCUGAAGGCAGCUAACAAGUCACUGUUCUGAGAAAAGACGGAGGCCCCUCUGUAAUCUGAGUGUUCCUCCUCUUUGGGUGUAGAGAGUUGGUCUGAAUGGCACUUUGUUGCUCGACUGUAACUGUAAUAACUCACGGGGGUUUGGAAGUGAAACAGAAGCACGGGUUACUCCCCGAGGAAAGUUUCAAUUACUUUACCAUCACAGCCUCGACGAGUGAUGCAGGAGGCUUCAGCUGAGUUCAGGUGAGGUAAGAUGAAAAAACAUCAGCAAAUACUGCUCGGAAGGAAAAGCA